Frankliniella occidentalis (western flower thrips) is the source of this 2264-nucleotide messenger RNA. Its product is annotated as MFS-type transporter SLC18B1. Gene Ontology annotation, biological process: transmembrane transport. The record is from RefSeq and is a predicted model, not a curated record. The transcript has 13 exons. The coding region runs from base 319 to 2076 and encodes 585 amino acids. Gene Ontology annotation, molecular function: transmembrane transporter activity. NCBI's taxonomy places the organism in Eukaryota, Metazoa, Arthropoda, Insecta, Thysanoptera, Thripidae.
UGCCGUAGCGCCGUGCGGUUCAGUGUUCAGUGAGUCGUCUGCUACGCGGGGUUCACCGCGGUCACGGCCACGGCCGCUCUACCGCGUACUCUACCGCGUACUACCCGCGUAGCGCGCUCGUAACUUGCUCCUUUCUUCGCCCAAACUCACUAAUUACUCUUCUGUCAUGCGUACUAUAUUUUAUUUCAACGGGGUCGCAGGAUAGUCGCACCUGCGCCCCGGUCCACCCUUGGGCUCAUCUAACCUUUCUCUGCCUCCCCCAAUCUGUCUAUCCCUUCAAUCGCCAAUCGUCGCCACUGUGUGCGGGUAUGCGGAGAAAUGGAAAGCAAUGAGAGGAAACAGAAUCUGCACAGAAGGGAGAGGGGUGUCGAGCACACUUCUGGUAGGAGAUCUCGAUCCAGAAAGCGAAAAAUUUCAUACACUUCCCAUCCUAGACCAUAUGCUCGAAGCCUCUCAUUGUCGACUCAUCAACUUAAUCAAAAUCAUAGAGAUGAGAUUUCUCAAUAUCGUCUGGAAGCUCCCAGUGUUCAGGCUACUGUCGCCACAACAUCUAUUAGAAAUUUCUCUUACCAACAAAAGCUUGUGCUAACAUCUCUUGUUCUUGUAGAUUUUAUAAGCUUUUGUUCAAUGUCUAUAAUGGCCCCAUUUUUCCCUAAAGAAGCAUCCUUAAAAGGAAUGAGUGAAUCACUCUCUGGGUUUGUGUUUGGGUUUUAUGCAUUGGUAAUAUUUGUUUCUUCUCCUAUAUUUGGGAAAAUAUUGCCUACUGUUGGUCCAAGAUUUCUCUUUAUGUCGGGAAUGUUUUUAGCUGGUUGCUGCUCUAUUCUAUUUGGAGCUCUCAUUCACAUUGUUGAUCAGAACACAUUUGUUGUGUUUUGCUUCCUUGUUCGGGGCAUGGAAGCAAUUGGGGCGAGUGCCUUUACUACAGCAUCAUAUGUUUUUGUUGCUCAAAUUUUUCCUGACAACAUUGGAGCUGUUAUGGGUAUUUUGGAGACCUUUGUAGGUCUGGGCAUGAGCACAGGACCAGCAAUAGGAGGACUAUUAUACACACUGGGAGGCUUUGGCUUGCCAUUCUACUCUCUGGGGGUUUUUAUGGUGGUUUUUGUGCCAAUCAACUUCUGCUUGCUUCCUUCAGAAUCUGGUUUCGGAGUUGAUCAGUCAAGUAGUUCAUUAUGGCAACUGUUGAAAGUACCAUCUGUUUUGGUUACCGGCCUAGUCAUUGUAGUUGGUUCUAAUACAUGGGGAUUUCUUGAUCCAACAUUAGAGCCUCACCUUCGACAGUUCUCAUUAAGUGCUGACCAAUUGGGUUUGGUGUUCCUGCUGACCUCUGGACUGUAUGCCAUCUUUAGUCCAAUAUGGGGUCUACUUUCGGAUCGAGUAAAUCACCACUGGAGUCUCAUGGUGAUUGGUCUGUUGCUGUGCACAGUGGGCCUUGUUUUACUAGGACCAUUCCCUCUCUUUGCUUUUCUACCUAACACACUAUGGCUGAACCUCCUGGCCCUUUCCAUCCUCGGUGUGGCGAUGGCUCUUACUCUACUUCCAACGUUUCAAGGCCUUCUUGACUCUGCCGUGGAUGGAGGAUGUGUAGAUGAGCUUUCCACUCACAGUUUGGUGGCUGGUGUGUGGGCCUGCAUGUACUCUUUGGGUGAAGUAACCGGACCUUUAUUGGGGGGAUUUCUCUUACAAGUUUAUGGAUUUCCUAUUUGUGCCACUGUUAUGGCUGGAGCAACAUUCUUCACAGCCAUUUUUAUACUUGUUUUCUUCUGCACUCGUGAUGCCUUUUCCCACAUCCACCAUAGGGGUUCCGAUUCUAAAUGCUGCAGUCGUGACAGUGGUGUCAGUUCCAAUGGAGUCUGUGACUUAGGUGUUUUGCAUGAUGCUGAUGAAGACAGUCUCCUUUCAAGUGGGAGACAAUCUUAUGGAACAGUUUUUCCAUCUUUCCAGUACACUCAAGAGAAGGUGGAUUUUUAUGCAGCUCUUAGCAAAGAGGAGAGAGACAGUGAGAGACAGGAUGUGGACCAGGUUACUGAUGUAAAGCGAACAAUAGCUAUGACUGCAUCAGGUGCUUGUGAGGUGUAGUAAUAAAAAUAAAUAAUUGUGAAUCCCUUGCAGUUGCUUCACAGACUUUUCAUUCCUUUAAGUUUAUUGUGAUAGUUAAAUGCCAAAGAACUUCAUAUUCAACUGAAGCAAGUUCAAGUAAAAUUUGAACUACAUAACAUGUUUAAGUUUAAAUACAAUCGGAAUAAAUACAUACUAUUGAUCCAGUG